Molecule: messenger RNA, 2837 nt
Organism: Myripristis murdjan (pinecone soldierfish)
Lineage: Eukaryota; Metazoa; Chordata; Actinopteri; Holocentriformes; Holocentridae
Gene: glud1b
Product: glutamate dehydrogenase 1b
Exons: 13
Coding region: 238-1866 (542 amino acids)
Biological process (GO): L-glutamate catabolic process
Cellular component (GO): mitochondrion
Molecular function (GO): L-glutamate dehydrogenase (NAD+) activity
Source: RefSeq, a predicted model, not a curated record
UCCUCCUCCUCCGCGUGCAUCCCGAGGAUCCCUCCAGUGCUUUGGCUCGUGCUGCCUUUUUAAGCAAACGGACGCAGCAUGCCAUUCUCUACUCGGCCAGAGGACGGGACGCAGUGAGGAGCUCCUGUGUCGCUCAUUUUUAACCCCCCCUCUCCUGUUGUCACCCCAUUGUCUUUGUUAUUUAGUUGCCUUUUUUUAAAAUUUGUUUACACGGUUAGCUAGUUAGCCCCUUCCGUCAUGUACAGGUAUUUCGGGGAGCUGCUUACUCGCUCCGCGGGUAGCGCACUGGCCUCGGGCUGCGUCGACUCCGCUCUCCCGGUGUCCUCGUCUCUGAUGCGGGUCCGUCACUAUGCCGACGCGGCGGACCGGCCCGACGACCCCAACUUCUUCAAGAUGGUGGAGGGAUUCUUCGACCGAGGAGCCGCCAUCGUGGAGGACAAGCUGGUGGAGGACCUGAGGACCAGGGAGAGUCCCGAGCAGAAGAGGAACCGUGUGCGGGGCAUCCUCCGCAUCAUCAAGCCCUGCAACCACGUCCUGAGCGUCUCUUUCCCCAUCAAGAGGGAUAACGGAGAAUGGGAGGUGGUGGAGGGAUACCGCGCCCAGCACAGCCAGCACAGGACGCCCUGCAAAGGGGGUAUCCGUUACAGCACAGAUGUGUCUGUGGAUGAGGUGAAAGCCCUGGCCUCUCUGAUGACCUACAAGUGUGCCGUGGUCGAUGUGCCAUUUGGGGGUGCCAAAGCUGGAGUCAAGAUCAACCCCAGGAAUUACUCUGAUAAUGAGCUGGAGAAGAUCACCAGGAGAUUCACAAUCGAGCUGGCCAAGAAGGGCUUCAUCGGGCCUGGCAUCGAUGUCCCAGCCCCAGACAUGAGCACAGGAGAGAGGGAAAUGUCCUGGAUUGCCGACACAUACGCCAACACCAUUGCACACACUGACAUCAACGCCCACGCGUGUGUGACGGGGAAGCCCAUCAGCCAAGGCGGUAUCCACGGGCGUAUCUCGGCCACCGGUCGUGGAGUCUUCCAUGGCAUCGAGAACUUCAUCCACGAGGCCUCCUACAUGAGCAUGCUGGGCCUGACCCCCGGCUUCCAGGACAAAACCUUCAUUGUCCAGGGCUUUGGCAAUGUGGGUCUCCACUCCAUGAGGUACCUGCACAGGUUCGGGGCCAAGUGUGUGGGAGUUGGUGAGAUCGACGGGUCCAUCUACAACCCAGAGGGCAUCGACCCCAAACAGCUGGAGGACUACAAACUGCAACAUGGCACCAUUGUUGGCUUCCCAGGGGCCAAGCCUUAUGAAGGAAACAUUUUGGAAGCCGACUGCAACAUCCUGAUCCCUGCUGCCGGAGAAAAGCAGCUCACCCGUCACAAUGCUCCCAGGAUCAGGGCCAAGAUCAUUGCCGAAGGUGCCAACGGUCCCACUACCCCAGACGCUGACAAAAUCUUCCUGGCCAACAAUGUCAUGGUUAUUCCUGACAUGUACCUGAACGCCGGCGGUGUGACAGUGUCCUACUUUGAGUGGCUGAAGAACCUCAACCACGUCAGCUACGGAAGACUGACCUUCAAAUAUGAGAGGGACUCAAACUACCACCUGCUUAUGUCUGUGCAGGAAAGUUUGGAAAGGAAGUUUGGCAAGCAGGGAGGACCCAUCCCGAUUGUCCCCACUGCUGACUUCCAGGCCAGAGUCGCUGGUGCCUCUGAGAAAGAUAUCGUCCACUCUGGCUUGGCCUACACCAUGGAGAGAUCUGCCAGGCAAAUCAUGCGCACAGCCAGCAAAUACAACCUGGGCCUGGACCUGAGGACGGCUGCCUAUGUUAACGCCAUCGAGAAGGUCUUCAAAGUCUACAAUGAAGCGGGGCUCACCUUCACAUAAACGUCCAAUCGCAUUCACCCAACACACUCUCCCCUUCCCGCUUGCUAUUGAUCUCUUUCUCCUGCUUCCUCAUCAUCAUUUCCCAAGCCUCCAGAUCAUAUCUGUGUUUACAUUAGAGAAUCCCACCAAUCUUUCUCUCGUGAGACACACCCACACUGAGACAUUCUGUGGCUGGCCUGAUCCUGUGUCCUGUGAUUUUUGUGCUUGCACAGUAUCAGUCGCUGUUUGAAUAUCAGCCCGUCCUCGUUUUUGCUUGAGAAAAAGCCAACAGAGAGCUACAUCCUGAGAGAAACUGAGAGAGACCCCAUCUUUGCUUCUGCACCCAUGUAAACGUUCCUGCUCGUGGUGUAUGGUAGCCAUAGUGGGAGCCUGCUCCUGUGAUCCCUGGAUGUGUUUAUUACCCUCCUGUUGUGAUUGUUUUAGCCGACAACACUGCAGAUGCCUUAAUUCAGAGAGAGUCCUGCUCUAAAAGGGAGACGCCCAGUUCAGUUAACUUUAAUUGAAAGGGAUGUAGUUUUAGCUUCAAGAGAAUAAAAGAAAAUGAUAUUAAUAUAUUGUUCCUGAGUUUAUCUCGCACACCGAGGCCAGGCAUCACAUUGCUGAGGCUUAGGGUUAGUGUUAAAGUUGCCAGAGAUUAGGAUUCCCAACAAGGUUUUUAUCUGAGUUUGUUUUUAGAUUCAAGGUUCAAGGUUUUUGCGGUUUUUAGUGGGAACACAUACCCUCAUUCCCCCAUCGCCCUGCCCUCCCCCUCCCCUUCCCAUCCAGCUUAUCCCUCCCAGUCUCUUCCAAAGCAGCUGCUCCCCAACUCCUCCGCUGGCCAAGAGGGGAGACAUGGUCACUGUGACAGCCAAUCUCCUGUUUAAUUUUCUGCUUUUAACCGUCCAAGUUUCACAUGGAAAUUACUUUGGGAUGGAAGAAUUGUAUUGCCUUUUUAGUUGUUGUUGGAAAACAAUAAAAUGUCAAUAAAGAUA